AUGAACAACACUGGCAAGAAGAAGAAGAAGAAGAAGAAGAAGAAGAAGAGGAAGAAGAAACGUUUCAAAUAGAAGUCAGAGAGGGAUCCCUCUUGGGACGAGUUUCCAGUACCAGGCGAACAGGAUGGUAUGAUGUUCGACAGGGCAGAAAGACUGAGGGUGGGGGAGGUCCAGGAAGCUUCGGCUUGUGAACUUGUUUAUGGCAUCCGCAAAGCCCUAAUCCCAGUGCACCAACCACACGCGGAUCCUGAAUUCAGCGCCCCCUGUCUCGCCCACUAGAAAGAUGGGCAUGCUGCUCACGAUUCCACCGCCGGAUUAUCGCAGGUUCUCUUCUAUUUUUCUCCCCCGAACAUCCAUCCAUCCUCUCUUCUCUACCCCCCCCCUCCCCCACCUUCUCCCUCUCUCUCUCUAUAUCUCUCUCUCUCUCUCUACCCACGCGCAUCUGCUGCACGCCCCGUCCCCACAGGCCUCGAUGUCCCUAGGACGACAGGAGAGAGAUUGAUCACCAGUCAGUCCUGUCCCUGGCGGAGGACCGCUCACACGGCAUUCAUUGCGAGACCUCCGUUCGUCCCCAUCAGAGAGAGUUGAUCACAGUCUCCCACCCUUCCACUCUCGCUCUCUCUCUCUCUCUGUCUCCGUGGAACCGUCUCCCUCUCACCCCGCAGACUACCCAGGCAGGGGUGGGUGCUCUCGUGGUUGCCCCCUCGCCGCUCUCAAGACUUUCUUUCACCUUUUUCCGAGAAGAAGCAGACAAAGAACGGGAGACCUCACGCUUCGAGGCCAAGCGAAGAAAAGGGCGUCCUCUCACUCCUCAUCUCUCUGAAACCUGCAAAUUUCAGAGAAAUUUAUUCACAGACACGCCUCUUCCUUCGGGGAGAUCAAAGCGGCGGAAUCGCUCUCCCCUCUCGCCUAGGUCGAGAUCCCGGCCUGGCCCGCCUAUCUCAGAGACUGCGACCCCCGGGCCUCCACUUGCUGAGGGAAGAAGACGAUAUUCCUCCUCUUACGGGCCACUUCCCGCCAGCCCGCUGUCGGCAACAUGUUUUUUUAAUCGGGAACUAUUUCCUGUCCUGCUCGUUGUGACGUUGUAUCGUAGACGUCACACGAGGGGGACGGUAAAAAUGCUGCUUUUCCCUCCACACGAGCCACACGAGAGGAGUUACUCCGCGAGUGGCCCCCCCUCGCUGUCGUCUGCUUCCUCCAGAGUUGGAACUCUAUCGACAGGCACGGUGACGACCAGGGUGGGGGAUCCCGCCUGCCGGGAUUCCGACGAGCGGCGGCGGAUGGCAGCUUUCUGAGCUAA
Spirodela intermedia is the source of this 1300-nucleotide messenger RNA. The record is from the annotation of a GenBank genome assembly. Lineage: Eukaryota; Viridiplantae; Streptophyta; Magnoliopsida; Alismatales; Araceae.